AUGUCCAGCGCGAAGGAUCCACCUAAGCAAUUUUCAGAUCUUCCUACUGAAAUUCGUUGUUUGAUUUGGAAAUAUGCUUUACCGGAAAAGAGGAUACUUCCUUUCAGAAUCAGUAUACCAUGGCGGGAAAGACCAAGAGUCUUUCAGAUUCGUUCUUGUAAUAAUCUCCCUCCGCCAAAACUCUUACAGGUCUGCCAAGAAUCACGACAAGAGGCAUUGCGAUUUUAUCGUCUAGGAUUUUGGGAAAAGCCAGAAUAUUAUGGUCAAAUCGCUAAUGAAUGGUGGAAUCCAUCGAUGGAUAUCAUUUAUGUUCCAUAUUGGCUUCCAAACGGCCCCCCACCACCUCCAGGGACCGUAAUCACAACCGAUGAUGCGAAAAGUGCAAACUUGAAUCUUAUUCGCGAUGUUCGACAUUUCCAAGACCACAUGGCAGCCAUACAGCAUCUUGCACUCUCAACGAAGAGUGCAUCAAUUCGAUGGCAAUGGGAAGAUUGUAUGAAAAGUGGUGGAUCUUGGAACUGGUCACCUCUGGCGGGCUGGCUAUCUGGAUUCCCUCAUUUGAAGACCUUCACCUUGGUUGUCGAUUAUUCGACAUAUCGCUAUAGUGUACAGGGACCUCAAUGGCUUGAUCAUCCGGAGUUUGCGAUUGAAGGAAAAUGGCGGGAUCAUCCAUCAAGAUGCGAUAUGACACCAUCAAAAAUCAUCUCAGCAUUGGAACAUUCUUUUGAGCUUAUCAAGUCUGAGGAAACUGAUUCGAAUUGGAAGCCUCCGCGGGGUGUUUAUAGACCAGCAAUUGUAUUUAACUUAGAAUCUACAGGUGAAGAGCACCUGUAG
Sclerotinia sclerotiorum 1980 UF-70 is the source of this 834-nucleotide messenger RNA. RefSeq lists its product with no specific name. The transcript has 2 exons. Lineage: Eukaryota; Fungi; Ascomycota; Leotiomycetes; Helotiales; Sclerotiniaceae. The record is from RefSeq and is a predicted model, not a curated record. The coding region runs from base 1 to 834 and encodes 277 amino acids.